Exaiptasia diaphana is the source of this 1013-nucleotide messenger RNA. Its product is annotated as geranylgeranyl pyrophosphate synthase. Lineage: Eukaryota; Metazoa; Cnidaria; Anthozoa; Actiniaria; Aiptasiidae. Gene Ontology annotation, biological process: isoprenoid biosynthetic process. The transcript is spliced from 12 exons. The record is from RefSeq and is a predicted model, not a curated record. Gene Ontology annotation, molecular function: prenyltransferase activity. Bases 129 to 1013 code for a protein of 294 amino acids.
GGCGGACCAGCUGAACUUUUAUUGAACGUACAUUUAUUCMUGAAAAACUUAGAUUUUUCUUAAUCUUUGCGACAAAAUUAGUAUUUUUAAAUUAGUAAUUUGUUUUUAAGUAAUUUAUCGCUUCAAAUAUGGAUUCUGCUCAAGAACAGAUUCUCGUCGAGCCAUAUCAAUAUAUUUUGCAAGUUCCUGGGAAACAAGUCAGAGAAAAGCUUAUUCAAGCGUUCAAUAUCUGGCUAAAAAUACCUGAUGAAAAGCUGGUGAUCAUUUCUGAUGUUGUGAAAAUGUUGCAUAAUUCAAGUUUAAUGAUUGAUGACAUCGAAGAUAAUUCAAAGCUUAGAAGAGGAAUUCCAGUUACCCACAAUAUAUUUGGUGUUGCUCAAACCAUCAACAGUGCAAACUACAUUUAUUUCAAAGCACUUGAAAAGGUUUUAUCRUUAGAUCAUCCUGGAUGCAUUAAGGUUUUUACAGAAGAGUUAUUAGAGCUACAUCGUGGUCAGGGUAUGGAUAUCUACUGGCGAGAUUCCUUUACUUGYCCCACAGAGGAAGAAUAUAAAGAGAUGGUUAGAAAAAAAACUGGUGGUUUGUUUCGAGUUGCUGUCAGGUUGAUGCAGCUGUUCAGUGAGAAUACAAGUGACUUUUGCCCUCUUCUUGAUACGCUGAGUUUAUUCUUCCAAAUYCGGGAUGAUUAUGCUAAUUUGCUAUCAGAUGAGUACAAAGAAAACAAAAGUUACUGUGAAGAUUUAACAGAGGGCAAGUUUUCAUUUCCCAUUAUUCAUGGAAUAAGACAAGAUCCCAGCAGCACUAAGAUUAUGAAUAUUUUAAAGCAACACACAGAAGAUGUUGAUGUGAAGAAGUAUUGUGUGGACUGUCUUGAACAGUGUGGCUCAUUUAUUUAUACAAAGACUGUGCUCAAAGAAUUCGAACAAAGAGCUUUACAGCUUAUAYGUGAACUUGGAGGAAAUGAUGAUCUUACCGGUGUGGUAAAACAUCUUAGUAAACUCUAUUCUCAGUGA